AUGCGUCGCCUGGCUCCGCACCUUGUAGGGUCCCACCUGCCRGAGCCCCAAGGCAGUGGACACUGCGCCACSGUGGACCCGGGGCCUCUGGAGGGCGGCUACCUGGAGCUCCUCAACAGCAGCGCCGACCCCCUGCACCUCUACCACUUCUACGACCAGAUGGACCUGGCCGCGGAGGAGGAGGCCGAGCCCUGCUCAGAGCCCGACACGGACACCAUCAACUGCGACCAGUUCAGCAGGYUGCUGUGUGACAUGGAAGGGGACGAGGAGACCCGGGAGGCGUAUGCCAAUAUCGCGGAACUGGACCAGUACGUGUUCCAGGACUCGCAGCUGGAGGGCCUGAGCAGGGACCUCUUCAUGGAACACAUAGGACUGGACGGGGUGCUCGGCGAGGGCCUGGAGGUGCCKGCAGAACCAGGGCCAAGGAGCCAGAAAAGACCUCUCUCAGAAGAGCACCCUGCCGACCUAAAGCACAGGAAGCUCGCCGAGGCCCCUGCUGUGCCCAUAGUGACCGGCAGUUUCCUGGUGGGACCAGUGAGUGACCCGGUCACCCCGCCUGGCCUGACGGCUGCUCUGUACCACCAGGAGCCAGUGUCCAGCCAGAUCCACCAGGAGAAAGCUGUGCAGAUGCCCGAGCCUCCCCCCACGGCCUCCGCGAGCUGCCUCCACCUCCCUGCGGGGCCCAUCCAGGUCAUCUCCACGAUGCCCACGCUGCUCCAGGGGCUCUGGCCCAUCUCRGGAGCCGGCACCGGCCUGUGCAGCAUAUUUAUCUGCCACGGUGAGACGCCCCUGACCAGCCCAGCACCACCUUCCACCGGCCCUGCCGUCCACAGCCUCCCCAAGUCCCCGGCCCGGCCAGGCUCCACCAGCCCCUUCGCUCCCUCUGCAGCUGACCUGCCCAGCAUGCCCGAGCCGGCCCUGACCGCCCGCCCAGAUGGGACAGAGGACAAGAGUUCCCCGUGCCAGGCAGCGCCAGAGGUCUCCACUGAGCUUCCAAAAUGGCCUGAGACCGUGAGGCGGUUCCAGGACGCGCUGCGGGACCAGUACGCGGGCCACGACGGCCCCGCGGUGGAGGUGGACCUGGUGAGCGCCAGGUUGGAGAAGGGCAGCAACAAGAGCCAGGAGCGGGAGCUGGCCACCCCGGACUGGGCAGAGCGGCAGCUGGCCCGCGGGGGUCUGGCGGGGGUGUUGGCGGCGGCCGGCCACCGGCGGCGGCCGCGGGAGACUCUGGUGAUCGCGGUGCUGGGCAAGGCCGGCCAGGGCAAGAGCCACUGGGCCCGGGCGGCGGGCGUGGCCUGGGCCGGCGGCCAGCUGCCGCAGUACGACUUCGUCUUCUACGCGCCCUGCCGCGGCCUGGACCGCCCGGGGGACACCCACCACCUGCGAGAGCUGCUCUGCUCCCUGGGCCCGCGGCCGCUGGCCCUGGACGACGAGGUCUUCAGGCACGUCCUGAGGCGGCCCGACCGCGUGCUGCUGGCCCUGGACGCCCUGGAGGAGCUGGAGGCGCCGGACGGCUGCCCGGGCGGACCCCCGACGGCGGAGCGCGGGUCGCCCCGGGGGCUGCUGGCCGGCCUCCUGCAGGGGCAGCUGCUGCGCGGCUGCACCCUGCUCCUCACGGCGCGGCCCCGGGGCCGCCUGGCGCAGAGCCUGAGCAAGGCGCACGCGCUCUUCGAGGUGGCCGGCUUCUCGGGCGCGCAGGCCCAGGACUACGCCAGGCGCUACUUCGAGACCUCGGGGGCCACGGGCCACCCAGAGAGAGCCCUGGCCCUCCUGCGGGACCGGCCCUUCCUCCUGGCCCACAGCCACAGCCCCGCGGUGUGCCGGGCCGUGUGCCAGCUCUCGGAGGCCCUGCUGGCGCAGGGGGACCCGGCCCAGCUGCCCCCCACRCUCACGGGGCUCUAUGUCGGCCUGCUGGGCCCGGUGGCUCGCGGCAGCCCCCCGGGGGCCCUGGCGGGACUGGCCAAGCUGGCCUGGGAGACGGGCCGCAGGCACCAGGGCACCCUGCGGGAGGGCCAGUUCCCGUCGGCGGAGGCGAGGACCUGGGCUGUGGCCGGAGGCCUGGUGCGGCCCGUGCCCGGGACGACAGGGGGGCAGCUGGCCUUCUCCAGCUUCGUCCUCCAGUGCUUCCUGGGGGCCCUGUGGCUGGCCCUGAGCGGUGACAUCAAGGACAAGGAGCUGCCGCAGUAUUUGGCGUUGACCCCGAGGAAGAAGAGGCCCUACGACAACUGGCUGGAGGCCGCGCCGCGCUUCCUGUCGGGACUGGUCUUCCAGCCGCGGGCCACCUGCCUGGGAGCCCUGGUGGCGCCCGCCGAGGCCGCCUCCGUGGACAGGAAGCGCCGGGCGCUCGCCAGGUACCUGAGGCGCCUGCAGCCCGGCUCCCUGCGCGCCCGGCGGCUGCUCGAGCUGCUGCACUGCGCGCACGAGGCGCAGGAGGCCGCGCUCUGGCAGCACGUGGCGCAGCAGCUGCCCGCGCGCCUGGGCCUCCUGGGCGCCCGGCUCGCGCCGGCCGACGCCUUCGUGCUGGGCCAGGCCCUGAGGGCGGCCGGCAAGGACUUCUCCCUGGACCUGCGCAGCACGGGCAUCGACCCCUCCGGCCUGGAGAGCCUCGUGGGACUCGCCUCGGUCACCCGCUUCAGGGCGGCCCUGAGUGACACCAUGGGGCUGUGGGAGUCCCUGCAGCAGCGUGGGGAGACCCGGCUACUCCAGGCCGCGGAGGACAAGUUCACCAUCGAGCCAUUUAAGGCCAAGUCCCUGAAGGACGUGGAGGAUCUGGAGAGCCUGGUGCAGGCCCAGAGGUUGAGGAGUUCCUCUGAAGAGGCCCCGGGGACCCUGCCCGCUGUCCGMGACCUGAAGAAGCUGGAGUUUGCGUUGGGCCCCGGCUGGGGUCCCCAGGCUUUCCCCAGACUGGCCAAGAUUCUCCCGGCCUUUUCGUCCCUUCAGCACCUGGACCUGGACUCGCUGAGCGAGAACAAGAUUGGGGACCAGGGGGUCGCGCAGCUCUCAGCCACCUUCCCUCAGCUGAAGGCCCUGGAGACGCUCAACCUGUCCCAGAACAGCAUCACCGACGUGGGGGCCUGCAAGCUGGCCGAGGCCCUGCCCUCACUUGCUGCGACCCUCCUCAGGCUCAGCUUGUAUAACAACUGCAUCUGCGACCUGGGGGCAGAGAGCCUGGCCCGCGCGCUCCCGGAGAUGGCGUCCCUGCGGGUGCUGGACGUCCAGUACAACAAGUUCACAGCCGCGGGUGCCCAGCAGCUGGCCUCCAGCCUGAGAAAGUGCCCUCACGUGGAGACGCUGGCAAUGUGGACACCCACGAUCCCCUUUGGUGUCCAGGAGCAUCUGCAGCAACUGGACUCCCGGAUCAGCCUGAGAUGACCCUGGCUGUGCUCUGGACAAGCACGGACUCUGAGGACGCUGACGCGCUGGACCUGAUCUGGGUUCCGUGGACCCAGCUCGUCUCCAGGCGCCCCAUGAGCCUCGGCAUCCUGGCCCCCAGCCCCUGCCGGCUCAGGAUGGGYCCGUCCAGCUGGUGAAGGGACUCAUCUUCGCGGGCAGGCCCGGGCCCCACCCAGGCUCCCCAGGGCCCAGGCACAUGCCAGCCUGUUCAGCUGCUCUGAGCCCUG
Urocitellus parryii (Arctic ground squirrel) is the source of this 3620-nucleotide messenger RNA. The record is from RefSeq and is a predicted model, not a curated record. NCBI's taxonomy places the organism in Eukaryota, Metazoa, Chordata, Mammalia, Rodentia, Sciuridae.